AGACCGGCGCGUUCUGCUUCUGCCAGAAAAUAAACUUGAAAGUUUGAACGUUAAAUGAUUUAUCUUCAAAAAAUAAUAUAAUUGUGCGAUUGUGCAUAAUAAUUAAAGAAUAUUCAUUCCUUCUAUAUGUUUAAUUGUUUCGUAAAUAUUCCAUUAAAAGUGAAGGUUAUAAAUAAAUAGUGCACUAUUAUUAAAUGGAGCUUGUUGUUUCAACUUAUCCACAUUAAUAAAUAGAUAGAUAUACAAUAAAGUGUUUUACCGGAAUUCGAAAUCUAAACUAAAAUGUCUAGCGACUUAAUGAGUCAAUUUUAUUCUGCGCUAAAUUUACCAGUAUUAGAAAAAGUUAUUGAGCUCACAAAAAUUUUAGACCAGGCAGGACCUAGUAAAGACUUUCAAGCACUGUUUCCUCAAUUGGUAAACAAUAUUUUUGCAUCACCCAAUAACAAUGGUUGGGGCUUACGACAAAUAACAUGUGAACAUAAUAGAUACGAAUUUGAAGCACUGAUGAGUUUUUUAGAACCACAUGGACCAUUAUUUAGAAUGUGUUACAAAUUACUAUUUGAUCCUCAGUUGAAAUAUAAUCUUCCUUUGAGUAUGCUGCCAUUUGAGUUACAAAUGAUGUUGGAGAGAGGAGGAAGGUGUCCACAAUUUUAUUCAGACAUGUUAACAUUGGAUUCAAAUUCCUUGAAUGUGGUUGCUUUAGCCUUAAAUCCGUUUGAUUAUUACAUAUUCAAUUUUGCUUUGCAUUUGACAAAUAACAAUCAGAACAAAAGCUCCUGGGAGAUAUGGAAUAGUGUUUAUUUUGCUUUGGCUUGUGACUACCUCACACAUUUUUUGCCAACUGAUCCAAAUAUAUGUGUUCUACCAAUGAUACCACAUUAUAAUGGCAAAGUACCUCUAGUUGCACCACUUCAGUCAGUUAACAGGCCUCUGGGUUCCCCUUCUUUAUUACUUGUACCUGACCUAUCUGGUAUAAGUAACCAACACCCAUCUUCCCAAAAUCAAUCAAGGAAUGAGAUAUGGCGUUCAGAAACCGUAUUACAAGUUUUUAUUGACAUUUGGAUGAGUGUGGAACAGUUUAAUUCACGCAACAUUGAGAUGUACCAAAGAAAUUAUCCAGCAACAUUUUCAAGCCCUGAAAGAGUGAGAUUAGUGCGAGUUGUUAUUAAACACAUAUACUCAUAUUCUGCAAAGUACAACUCCGAUCCAGCUGUAAGGUCAUCAGCUCUUCGUAAAUACGCCAAGCAAAUAAUGUGCACGCGAGCAUACCAAUACGUGAAACAUUUGGUAUCAACCUGGCCUCUGGAUGCCUCAUUUAGACUUGUGAUGGAAUUGUGGCUAAGCCUCAUACAACCUUGGCGAUACACUAACAAUAAUGUUUCCAGAGAUAGGCAUAAUAUUAAUCAAGAUGAAGGAGCCAGUGCAAAUUUAGAUCCAAGCUACAUACAGUUCAUUGCAGAAAAUUAUCCAACAUAUACCUAUAUACUACAACUUGUUUUGCCUAGAUUUAUGAGACUUGAUUUAUCUACAUACAAAAAUGCGGUCAUGUUAUUUAGAUUAGGAAAGGUUUUUUCACAACAACACUUGAUGCCCAUACUAUUGAACUUAGAAAAGGCAAUAACUGAUAGUAUAUCUGGCUUGUACACACCUGAAACAAGCUUUAAUAAUUCCAAUCUAGAUCAAAGUUACACAUACAAUGGUAUAUCUUUGCAUAAAUGGGUGUCAAUAGCGAAACAAGCUAUUUCUGAAUUGAAUAUGAUGACCACUUUCGAAUAUGAUCCAAUUUGGAGUGAAAAUAAAAAGCCACUUUAUAUAGAACUUGUUAAAAAAAUGAUUUCUGCUAAACAAGUAUCUGAAAAAUUUAUGGAAGAAUAUAGGAGUAGAUAUCAUCAACAAAACAAUGGUUUCUGGGGUAGCAUUAAGCAAUGGUUCAUGAUAAAUAAUAAUGAUGAAGACAGAAUGAUAUUAGAAGAGUCUGAAAAAGUGCCGGUGUAUUUGAAUCAUUGUAUAAAUUAUUUCUCUAAUAUAUUUAUGGUAAACGACAAUAUGCUGUUAUUGGCGGAGGCGAAUGAGGUCGAUAAUUCACUGGAACAUUCGUCUUUUGCUAAUUCAAACAAUUUCUCUUUUUCCAUUGCACAAAAAUUACGAAGCAAACCCACAGGAUUGCAUUACAUGGGCGAUCCUGAUUUGAUGCCUAUAAUGUCGUAUGAAAACACAAUUCUUGUUAGACUGCUUUACCAAUUGGCGACGAAAUUAAACGAACUGUACUCUGAAGAAUUUACCUCACUGUGGAAUCGUCAAGACUUUUGGGGAUAUGCUGCUCGGGAAAUAUUACAAAAACCAAUCACUAUUCAAAAUUAUAUGAAGGAUGUAACCAACCAUCAAAAUAAUAUUGUGUCUAAAGAUCUACCGCCGCGAUUAUCCUUUAGGAGAUUUGGAUCAAACAUAUUUGUCGUGUGGCUUACAAUUGGUUAUAUAUUUUUUAGACUUUUAUCAUAUAAUGGACUAUUUUAUGUAUUCUUUUUGAUCAUGAUGGUACUAAUGAUUGUAUUGGCUAAAGCCUCUUUGAAAAUGUGUAAAAUUAUUAAAUCCUAACUGACUAUUUUAAUAAAUUUAUUUUUGUACA
This is a messenger RNA of Colias croceus (clouded yellow), 2626 nucleotides long. RefSeq names its product sphingomyelin phosphodiesterase 4. The record is from RefSeq and is a predicted model, not a curated record. The transcript has 13 exons. Bases 283 to 2595 code for a protein of 770 amino acids. Lineage: Eukaryota; Metazoa; Arthropoda; Insecta; Lepidoptera; Pieridae. Gene Ontology annotation, molecular function: sphingomyelin phosphodiesterase D activity. Gene Ontology annotation, biological process: ceramide biosynthetic process; glycerophospholipid catabolic process; sphingomyelin catabolic process.